AAGCAGUAGCACUUGUCUUGACACGAUUAUAUAAUAUGUCGAUUCAGUUUGUACUGUUUUGUGUGGAAGAAACGCCUCCCACUGGCUGCUAUCACCUAGCUAGUGAAGUGUUUUUUUUUUUCCAUUUUGAAUUUGACUAAAUUUAUACCAUUUUUGGUAUAACGUUAUAUUUAAGUAUUUAUUUUACUUGUUUAUGGUUACAUCGCGAGCCUAUUAUUAGCUAGCCAGCCAUACAGGCUAGCUGGCCGAGGUCUUGUGGAUUGAUAGCCCAGCUAGCGUUAGCUAGGGUCGGGUAGCCAAGUCCAGGGCAUACAGCAACUGCUUUUAAUCCUGUUUUUACUUGUUAAAGAAAAUGAAGAUAACGGUGGAAUUCGAGGAAUGUCUCAAAGACUCUCCAAGAUUCAGGGCCACUGUAGAGGAGGUGGAGGGGGAUGUCGGGGAACUGGAGUCCAAACUUGACAAGCUGGUGAAGCUAUGCAUCGGGAUGAUCGAUGCCGGCAAGGCCUACAACACUGCCAAUAAACAGUUUGUCAAUGGAAUCCGCGAGCUCGCUGCAAGCUCCACCAAAGAUGAAGUCAUUGAGUCCAGUCUCACAAAGUUUGCCGAGAGUCUGCAGGAGAUGAUCAACUAUCACACGAUUUUGUUUGACCAGGCCCAGCGAUCAGUCAAGACCCAGCUUCUAACUUUUGUGAAGGAGGACCUACGUAAGUUCAAAGAGUCCAAGAAGCAGUUUGACAAGGUGAGCGAGGAGAAGGAGGCGGCGCUGACUAAGAAUGCCCAGGUGCCGCGCAACAAGCAGCACGAGGUGGAGGAGGCCACCAACAUCCUGACGGCCACACGCAAGUGCUUCCGCCACAUCGUCCUCGACUAUGUCCUUCAGAUCAAUGUACUCCAGUCUAAGAGAAGAUCGGAAAUCCUCAAAUCGAUGCUGUCCUUCAUGUACGCCCACCUGACCUUCUUCCACCAGGGUUACGACCUCUUCAGUGAACUACAACCUCUCAUGAAACAGCUGGGGGGACAGCUGGACCAGCUGGUGGUUGAUGCAGCCAAAGAGAAGAGGGCCAUGGAGCAGAAACACUCCACCAUUCAACAGAAGGCUGCUCUGCAGGAGGUGACAGAGGUUGAACCUUUUCCCGAUGGACGCAGCUUUUGCGCGUGGAGGUCCUCCGACUUCUCGAAUGACGACACCAAGCUGGAGUACAAUGUGGACGCAGACAAUGGCAUCGCGAUGGAGGGCUACCUGUUUAAGAGGGCCAGUAAUGCCUUCAAGACAUGGAACAGGCGCUGGUUCUCCAUUCAAAACAAUCAGUUAGUUUACCAGAAGAAAUUCAAGGAUAAUCCCACAGUGGUGGUGGAGGACUUGCGGCUAUGCACAGUCAAACACUGUGAGGAUAUCGAACGCCGCUUCUGCUUUGAAGUGGUGUCCCCCACCAAGAGCUGUAUGAUGCAGGCGGACUCUGAGAAGCUGAGGCAGGCCUGGAUCAAAGCUGUCCAGAACAGCAUCGCCACCGCCUUCAGGGAGCAGGGAGAGGACGCUGAGAAGCUGGACCGGAAGUCUUCCACGUCGACUGGCAGCCUGGAAUCAGGCGGCGAGCCCAAAGAAAAGUCACUAAAGGGGGAGAGUGCCCUCCAGAGGGUCAUGGUCAUUGGGGGCAAUGCCUGCUGCUGCGACUGUGGCCAGCCUGACCCUCGCUGGGCCAGCAUCAACCUGGGCAUCACCCUCUGCAUCCAGUGCUCUGGAAUACACAGGAGUCUGGGGGUCCAUUUCUCCAAGGUGCGCUCACUCACCCUGGACUCAUGGGAACCGGAACUACUCAAGCUGAUGUGUGAGCUGGGGAACGGGGUCAUCAACCAGAUCUACGAGGCUCGGAGAGAGGAACUGGGAGCCAAGAAGCCAAGUCCAGCAGACCCCAGGCAGGAGAUCGAGGCCUACAUCAGGGCCAAGUACGUGGACCGGCAUUUCGUGCGGCGCCCGUCUGACGAGGAGCUGCGCUCCAAGGUGGUGUCCCUGUCCAAGCAAGAGAAGAGGCUGAGCAGCAGUUCGGAGCACCUGCCUCCCCGGCCGCCCCCGCCCACGCCCAAACUCCGGCCCGCCUCCAAUUCCUCUAGUCAGUCAGUAAGAAGUGCGGACAGUGGCAUCCAGAACAGUGCUGAUGGGAGUAGGGAGAUGCUGGCCACCAUCCCCUCCACAAACAGCCUGGCUGAAGCAGAAGCUGCUGAGGCGCCUCCCAUGACUAUGCCUGCCACCCUGCCCCCUCCGUCGCCCUGUAAGGAGGUGGUGGUGUUCUCGGAGCCCAAGGAGUACUCCCCGGGACUGCAGCUGUACUGGGCCUCGUGUGCACGCAGCCUGCCUGACAUGGCCGAGGCCCUGGCCCACGGAGCAGAGGUCAACUGGGUCAACACCGACAACGAUAAGAGAACCCCGCUCAUCAUGGCUGUGCAGGGGGGCUCUUUGGUGACCUGUGAGUUCCUUCUCCAAAAUGCGGCCAACGUGAACCAGCAGGACGCCCAGGGCCGAGGACCACUUCACCACGCCACCAUCCUGGGUCACACUGGUCAAGUGUGUUUAUUCCUGAAAAGAGGAGCCAAUCAGAAAGCGGCAGACAUUGAAGAGAAAACGCCACUAUCCAUGGCAGUGGACGCUGCCAAUGCAGACAUUGUCACAUUGCUGCGAUUGGCCAAGAUGAAUGAGGAGAUGCGGGAGGCGGAGGGGCCCUACAUGCAGUCAGGAGAUGAAACCUACCAAGACAUUUUCCAGGACUUUUCCCAGAUGGCGUCAAACGACCCGGAGAAGCUGAACCGCUACCAGCAGUACGACUCGCAACAGAGGCCAUGAGGGAGAUGCUACAACUCAGGAGGACCCGCCUGGAAGUGUGCAGAUAGGUCCGCAAUUCUAACGGGGUGUGCUCAGCACCAGAAGGCCGUUUCUCCAGAACUUCAAUGGCGAAGGUGUCUGUCAUAUAUCGCUUUUUAAUGGUCUACAUUUUUACCCCUCGAGUAAAAAAUACAUUUCAAUGUGGUGUUUUGUUGUUGAUCCAUAAUAAGCACCUUUUGGUAGCAUGUUUUCAUAGCAUUGAUCUAUUGUAUAUUAAGCUACAAGCGAGAUUCAUGUCACAAUGUUAAACAUUAAGGUUAAUGGUCAUCCUCCAGGUAAACAUAUCCUGCCAUCUUACUUAAUUGCACAAGGUCCCACUUUCCUAGUCUUAAGUCAUCACUGAUGUUUACAGUGAAACUUUGAGUCGAUGUAGAGUGCACGUUGCUGGUUUGUCACUCUUCCGAUAAAAGCCCAUAAUGUGGCACAUGCAAAGAUUUUGAUAGUGGGUAUUUUUGAUGACAAUACUUGUGAUUUUAGGGGUAAAAAUGAAUUGUCAGAUACCAGACUAGUUAUCUGUUUGUGUGGGGUAGUGUUUUUGUUUUGUUGUGUGGGGGAAAACAAGCCUUAUGAUGUUUUGGAGUAUCAUUUCAUAUUCAAUCUCAUUUUGGGAUUGAACCCGGAAGCCAGCCGCACCAAUGUGUCGGAGGAAACACUAUACAAGUCAGCGUGCAUGCGCCCGGCCCGCCA
Molecule: messenger RNA, 3562 nt
Organism: Salvelinus sp. IW2-2015
Lineage: Eukaryota; Metazoa; Chordata; Actinopteri; Salmoniformes; Salmonidae
Source: RefSeq, a predicted model, not a curated record